AUGAAUGAAACAAAUAUAUUAUAUCAUCGUCCAUUAUAUCCACGUAUGGGUGUACAACAUAUACGUAAAGAAUUUAUUAAAUUGGAAACAAAACAUGAAAUUGAGAAUUCAACUAUAAUUAUGAAAAAUUAUCAUUCUAAUAAAUUUUUAAGAAAAAAUUAUAUAACAACAAUUGAACAACAAAAAAAAGAAAAUAAUAAAUUACAAGAGAAAUUGAAAACAAUAAAAAAUGGACAAAUAUUACUGAACACAAUUAUGCCAACUACAAGGCAACCAAUUAAAGCAAAGCAUAUAUUACGUAAUCGAGAUAUUUCUGAUUUAAAUACAUCCAUGAGAAAUGAACAGAAUCCUUGUAAUAGUUCAAUUACUGAUGAUGUUAAUUGUUGCAAGACCACUAACUCUGAUGCAAUUGAAUCAAAAAUGGUUAUACAUAGUAGUUCGGUUGCAUCAUCACCAAAUGAUUUAUGUUCUUGUCAAACAAUAAAAAUAUAUCCUAAUCCAGAUAUACAAAGAAGAGUUAGUACAGAUGGUGUUUCAUUGACAAAAUCACCAAGAUUUACAGAUUUAAGUUGGAGUAAUGAUAAAUCCACACCAGCAAAGCGACAGAAUAUAGAGCAUUCCUGUAUACCACCGAAUAGAUACGAUCAAUUGUCAGAACAUUCACUAAAUUUUUCCAUCAAUCAAAUACCGACAAGUGACUAUGCGUCCAUGAAUUCUCUCAACACCAACUCUUGCUUAUCAUCAUCACGAUCUAGUUUGAAAAAACAAACUGUUUCUUUAAAAAGACGUAGUCGAUGGAGUAUUGAUAUAACAAAACGAUCCACACGUCGUAGUAGUACUGGAAGUCUAAAAGUGAAACAAUUGGAUAUUGAACAAAACAACAAGAAUUUAAGUGUAAAAGAUACAAUUCUAGAGUCAAAAUUAGAACGUUCUGAUCUAUUUAAAGUGAUUAGACGAUCAGCACGUCGAACAUUAAGUAGCUUAUGUAAUGUAUUACGAUAUUCUAAUCCAAACUUGGCAACUGCCCUAAAUAAUUCAAAUAUGAAUGACUAUCACACAAGUUCUGAUCCUGUUCAAUUUGAGGAACACCCUAUUGAUACUUCUUUAUCCACACCAUCAGUUGAAGUAAAUGAUCCAGUAAAAGAAAAUAUUUAUAACAGUCUUAAUUCACAGAAUAACACUGUUUUAUCACGAUUUGUAACAUUGACAAGACCUGAUUUAGAUGAACCAUUCGGUUUAUUCGUGAUCAAAUCUGAACAAGGUUAUCGUAUUACUCGUUUAUCAGAACGAUUCAUUCAAAAUAAUCCAAUUCAUCAAAUUUCUAUUGGUGAUGAAAUUAUUCAAGUGAAUAAAAUUGAUUCAAUUAAAUUUACUAUUCAUGAAUUACAAGAAUUAUUUCAAAAAAGUCAAACACUUUUAUUAACAAUCAUUCAUCGAUUACAUUAA
Molecule: messenger RNA, 1446 nt
Organism: Schistosoma spindalis
Lineage: Eukaryota; Metazoa; Platyhelminthes; Trematoda; Strigeidida; Schistosomatidae
Source: the annotation of a GenBank genome assembly